UACCAUGCACCUGCACCUAGUACUGCAUUAGAUCUGGUUUUGUCUGUGCCCUGGUUGGAGAAGGGCGGAAGCGAGGAAAGCCCUAUGCAAAUUGAUCAGCAGGUGCGGGCCGGCCGGCGGGAGAUGAACUCGAGCUUUCAAACCGCCCCAAGAACUACAGAAUUAAGAAAUUUAUGAAUCUUUCUGAUACUCCCUAGUGUCGCCGCAGGGUGCAAACACGUGGCCGCAGAUAGAUCCCAUCGCCGGUGAUAAUCCGUUUCCUCUGCAGUCCUCCAGCCCGUGAUGGUCGUUCCCAGGAGAGAUGAAGACGAGGACCUCGAUUUGGACGGACCGGUGUCAACGCAGUACUUGACCCCUCCUUUAGAGGAAGAAGACUGGGAGGAAGAGCUCAGCGACCAUCCCUAUGGCGCGCAGGAUGUCAUUCGUUUGGAAAGGAGUCCUCUGGAUGGCUUGCCGUGGCAGGAGGAGUCGCUGUACAGUCCGGCUUCCCACCACGCUCCGCCGGUGAGAUGGGUUCUCACCACCACCCCUACCGUCCCGGGACAGUUUGAGGACGCGGAGGAUGGGGAAGAGUGAAGUCUUUUUGAGAGGCCUGUUGUCUAAUGAGCAAAUCUUCUUUGAAUUCAUAUCGGUAAUCUUGGGACCAUGGAAAUUCUUUUGGCUGCUCCAGCUGUUUUGUUGUUGCUCUUGGUGGGUGUGUCCAUUGCAUAUUUACAGAAAAAGGAACAGCACAAUCAGGAGUCAUGUAGAGUACGCCAACAGUAUGAAAAUCAGAGACUGACUGUAAUCAACCGAAAUCAACGCCUCGGUGACAGACUAACAGACAUGGAAUGUGAAGUAACCUGCCUGAAACAAAGUGUGAUAUCAGAGAGAAAACUAAAAGCAGCGCUGAAAACAGAAAACGAAGCAAUGCAGAAUCUUAUUUCCUCUCUGAGACAUGAAAUAAAUGAACUAAAAGCUGCCAACAGAUGCAACAGAGCUCAGCCAGCGCAGAAUUGGCCAGGCCCAGGAAUGUACACUCCGAAGCCUAGAUCUGUGGUCUCCAAGAUCAGAUUGGCCACCAACAAGCCUGGACAGGGCUCCAAGACUUCUGAACACCCCACCAGCGAUCACCAGGACAUAGAUGUGGAGCUGCUGAUUCUGAAUCAUUUCUUUGAAGCCUUUGUGGACGUAUCUCUUGAUAAGCUGGAAGUAGCCAAGCACAUUGUACAGCCAAUUGUCAAUGCCAUUUUUGGACACAUGCAAACCCCUCAGAAACCAAGUGAGCCGAGAGUGGUUGGAGAAGGUCCUCUAAAGAGUGGCAGCGUUGAGGAGCAGCUGAAAGUCCUCCACCCUGAUGAAUUUGAUUACAUGUUUCCCAUUGAGAUGCCGCACGGGGUGUCGCUGGACUUUUCCUUUUGCCACCAGAUAUCUGAUUUCCCCAGAGAGUCCUACGGAUUUGGAAUGAUAGCUGUCCAAACCGUGCUCGGUGAUUCACAGGACAGGUUCCUGAAGUCUUUUGUAGAGGGAAAGUUCCUUCAGGCAGAUCAAAUGAAGAACUGGUUCAAAGGCAAAACACAGAAAGGUAUCGACCACUUCAAUGCGAACAAGCACACCAUUCUCAGAAGCACAGCAAUGUCCAGCGUAAACCCAGUGCACUGUGAUAUAACUGCUAUAAAACUCUCCGAGAUUGGAGCUGGGGUGUGCCUCACAAUAAAGUACAAGGAUGCUUCCUUCAGCGUGGACCUGAUCCCUUCUGUUAAAGUGGAAGCAAGGGGAGACAUGUAUCUGAUACCGAAGCCGUGCAAAAAAGAAAUAUGGGCUGGCGAUAAACAGGUCAAGAGGAACUCGCUCUGGCGUCUCUCGUUUUCCAUGUAUGAGAUGAAGCUCAUGAACAUCUUGACAAAGAGCUUGCCUUCAUCAUGUCACACUGACAGCCUAAAGAUCGUGAAGGCCCUGAGAGACCUCGAUGUGGACAAUAACCCGUCGUCUCAGCUCUCCUCCGUGCUGACGUCCUACCACCUCAAAAGCAUGCUGCUGCAGAUACUGCUGAGUGACCUGCGGAGGGCCCCGUCCUGUCUCAAGGACAAGUGGAGCCGCGCCUGCCUAGCGGACAGGAUUAAAGAGCUCCUGGAGGUCGCCCAGAGUUCAGCCAGGAGCAAGGAGCUGCACCACGUCUUCCUCUGCAAUGAUCUGAAGACCUUGUCGUUGAACAACUCUGACCUGCACAGCCUGUUAGGAGUCCCGGACUGGGCUGUCCCCCGCAACGACUUGGGACACGUCAACUUGUUCUCCGAAAACUUCAUUGACCCCAAUUCACUCGACCAGAUCAGCGCGAGGAUUAAAGACAUCCAGGAGCAGUGGCUCAAUGUCAUUUACCGCCACGUUUCCCCUCUGUCCAUGAAGAUAAUGAGUUGACCUGCUGCAUGUGUUGCAGGUUGCGUAGAUUGUAUAGUUAAAGGUUAGAAAGGGCUAGGUCAAGCAGACAAACGUUUCAGCUAGCGGCUUCCAUCGAUUUAAUGAUCAUUAAAAUGACAAAGGCAAGCUGAAGUGAUUGUCUACUGCACUUACACGUUUUACCUUAAACUGUGAUCAACCUCAGUGUGUAUCUCUUACUUCCUGAAUUGCUACAUAGAUAUGGUCGUGUGUAAUACUGUACAUUACCCAUGUUCAGGGCCCUUUGGUUGUUGGUUUUAAUCUUACCGUAUAUUAAAAUUUCCUGGAAUUUACCUGUGUUUAUUAAAAAAAAACAUGUAAAUAAUUCUAUUUUUUUUGGUAAUAUUGGGGGACUGAUGGAAAUCAGCUAAAGCCCCUUUCGCACUGGCACUCGGUUCUGGCUCCCCGGGUCUCAAUCCUGCGUAGUGUGAAACCACGUCCCAGCGACCCACCUCAGGAGGUGGGUUGACAUGCUUUGAUGGGUUGAGCGAGACAAAAUACAUGACGGUGGACUAACAAAUAACAAACAGCCACGUCUGCGUGAAGGGUUCACUUCCGCAAGGAACGUUUUUGUUUAUUCUGUUUAGCCAUAUUUGUGUUGCCCGAGACGCACCAUGAGCCAGACUGCAGCAGGGAUGAAGAAACAUUUGCUCUAAUCAACAUUUGGGCGGACGGUUCAAUCCAGAGAAGCUUGGAUGGAAGCGUCGGUAAGGUUGUGACCCGGGCAGAGCAUGCCAGUGUGAAAGGGGCUUAAGUUGCUUAUCUGUGGUGAAUUCUAUACCAGGUGUGUGAGUGAGUAAUGCUGUAUCAGUGCUGAUGUGAAUUGAACAAACAGCCUUUUAUUGCAGUCUAUAUAAAAGGUACCUAAAUAACAGGAGGCUCAGAGACAUCAAGCAAAGUAUUUCCUUGUUGAGAAUUCCAGUAAUAAUUGGAAAUAGCUGGUAGUCCAGGGGCCAUGUUCACAAGGCAGUUUAGUAGAAAUCCGCUGAGCCAGUCUGUAUGAUUAAAGGAUACUUUUCUUUCAUUGUUUUGUUCUGUGGAAGUGAAUUGGAUUUAGGAGGCCGCUUCCUGGCACUGCUUUGUGAAACCAGCCCCAGAUGAUCAUUGAGUGAUGGAGACUGCAAGAUGGCUAAUCAAUGACUGCUGUGUGCACUCAGAGUGUACUGUACACCUGUGGUGGUGUUUUGAUAAAUAAUCUGGUAUCGCACAUUAAGAAACCAGUAAACGCGUGUCCCAAUUUGCAGCUCUUACUGGUCACCAGUUUUCUGUAAUGCUCAUGUUUAAAUAUGUGGUGUGCAAUCCUUUUCAUUUACUUAAACGCUAGCACAUUUCCUAGUUCUGUAUGUAUAUUGUGACAGGGAAAAAUAAGCAUAUUUGUAAGAAAUAAAGCAAAAUGAAGCAAAACACUGAAUGUGCAUUUGUGUAAACAGCAGACGGAGGGAUGAUUCAUUCUGUUGACAAAUGAGAGAAAAAUCUUUAAUCCCCUAUUGUAUAAAAAUAACGUAUCGUGAUAAAAAAUGCCCUGGUUUAGACCACGCCCAUUCCACGGUUGCAUUCGCUGUUCUACAUAGCCGGUGUGACGUCAGGGAGGCGUACAUGGAAGACAACGGGAGUGUUCUGUAAGCGAAAAGGAUAUAGAACACCAUUAUAUAAUAUAUUCAUAACAUGCAUAAUACAAAGCACAUCUCCGCAUGCACGUUAUACCAUAAAUAUUAAUCGCAGUGCCACUAUUCCGAUCUUUUCCAGGCUGGCGGGCCGUGCCCGUUGUUCUGCACCGAGAUGAAACCCGUGGUGGACGCCGUGUGGACAGUGUGGAGUAUCGGAGCCUCGAUCUAUGAUUACAUUCACACCACAGCCAUGGAGGAACGCAUACACCAGCUGGAGACCGUCAUCACUGUCCAUCAGUUCGUCAUCGUGGCUCUCACAGCGGGGCUAAUCCUCCUCGUGUCCUACAUCGUGCUGAGAAAGCAGUGACCCGCAGCGGCAGCAUAAUGAUGUGUUCCAGCCAGGAGGAGGGACUGGGGCAUGAGGACAGUGGGGCGGAGACCCCACUCGAAACCAUUGCCUUAACACUGCAGGACCAAACAGCAAUGGGCUGGCACAACACCCUGAGAACAAAUAACUCAUCCGCGUACGCUGCACUCGGGCAGUUGCUUAGGUAAAAUCAUUGUUGGCAUCUCUAAACGGUCAUCUGCUGCCCCGCACUGGCAAGUCAGCCCUCAUUUGCAGUGUCUCACACGAUCAACACAUGUGGGGUGCACAGAGAUCAUGUGAUCAGACCAGGAUGGAAGGCAAGGAAAAUCCGAACAGGAAUCCAGAAGAGCCUAGCAGAAGCAGCGAGCGAGAGGCCUGUUUCCUUCUCCAGUUUUAUGUUUGGAUCCGUGCAAGGUGCUGUUCAUUGACAGGGUGAAUUGCCAUUGACGUUACCGAAUUCUUGAUAUCUGUGUCUUUUGCAGGACUUCCUGAAUCGGUGUAAUUCACUGCUUGAGGGCAUUUUCCAUAAUCAUGUCACAGAAAUGGGCUUUAUUUUUAACUGAAGAAUGUUUGCACAAUGAAAGAAUCUGAAACACGCGUUUGAUUUAUUUUAACGUCGAUACUACAAAUUGAUUUUCAGUAGAAGGAAGGGGUUCAAGUUUGGGAAUGAGGUUGGGACAUGGUAAGACAAAAAUGCAGUUAAGAUGUUUAGUUAUUUCCACAUUUCAUCAUGAAGUUACAUAAUAUUUGCACAUUUUAGUUUAACAUUGACAUUUAAAAGAAAGAAAUACAACACCUGUAUAUCUCAUUUCUAUUGAUCUUAAUCUCUGUAUAUUUGCAAUUGCAUCGGCUGUGCGUGCUUCCUGCGACUCGUCGGAGACACACACACACCCUGCCACUUAUACUUCAUUUGAUUUAAGCACUGCUUUUAUUCAGUUACACAAUUUCUGUAUUGUGUUAAAAGUCCUGUUGUUAUAGCUUAACAAUCUUGCAAUAUCAAACUCUAUUUUAUAAAACCCAUCAUAUCCAGGGUUUUAAAUGUGGUUUUAUUCGAGGGUUUCGUUUGUUUGUUUAAAUUGUACACUGGAGUGCGCAGUUGCUGCCUUUUUUUAUUUUUCAAACAAAACCAACUUUGUAUAGCGCGAAAGCCAGAAUAAUUUAUAUCAGCAAAUUGUUUUUUUCUAACUUAGUUAUGUGAAUUUAUAUGGCGUAUACUGUACUGCUGCUGUUACCCUUACAAAUAGCAGCCCUGCUGAAUUCCUGUGCUGUAUCGGUAGGUACACUGAAAUAUCAGAGACGGAUCGUGUAAAGGAUCGUGUUUUCCAAUGAGAGAGGUACCUUUACACACUUUCUGUGAGGGGUGUAUUUGUGGUAUCAAGCUUAGGGCAGCUUGCACAAGAAAGCUGAUGUUUUUGUAAGUCUUUAAAUGGACUAUAACAUCUGCAAGUAUCCUGGUAUGUCGACGCUGUACUGUACUAACACGUUUAGCUGCAUUCUGCAGCAGUGCUAAGCUGCCUGGCACACCUCAGCUGUUGGUUGUGCAUGUGACUGACUGUCUGUCUGUCUGUCCGUCUUUCUGUCUGUACUCCGCGGGACCAGUCCAAACUGCAGUGAUUCGGAUGCAGAAUUUGACAGCAGGUCACAUAGUGGACUCAAAUUUCCAUAACGUUUGCAUCUCGCCUCCAAGCCUCUUCUACAAAUGUUUUUUUUUUUUUUUUGCAGGUUAAUUUGCAUUAGAGAGAUACUGAUCAUCUCCGUGGGUUUGUUUUAGAGUAUUUAUUUAGUCUCAUUGCAGUAUUUAGUUUAGGCAGCUGGGAGAUGUACAUCCAUGCCUUCUAAACAUCAGCACACCCACUCUUCCUAUAAUCACGCACCCAGACAAUUGUCAUCUAAAAUUGUGCUUUUUGUCUGAUCCACAAAAGCGAUUUACCUUGAUAUGAAUGUGUUGCUGUCUAAGAAGACUGCAGCCCCCUCCACCCUGCCUCUAUCCGGGAGUGUCUCUCCCAGGCCCCUUAAGAAAUCGGAAGCAAAUGAAGCACUUUUGACUGUUGCUGUAACCCGGUAACAAACGGACCCCUGACAAAUGCAGUUUUAUUUUCAAAGAUUAAAAAUGACCACAAUACUUGUGGUAAACAGGAAGUAAGUUUAUUAUAUGUAUAUAUAAAAAAAAUAUAUAUAAUGCUCAGUAUCACUCUAACUCACAACAGCAAGAAAACACCAACUCUGUUGUCAGAGGCUUUCUGUAAGUACUGCUUCAUAGUGGCACUAUCUCUUUUUUAGUUGCAAUUCUUAAAGAACUGUUACUCAAGUGUUACUAGACAUUUACCUGGGGCCCUGCUCUGUCUUUGAGGACAACGCCAAAUACUGUAAACCGUGACAUUAAAACAAUAAACCUGUCCAAUACAAGUCA
Acipenser ruthenus (sterlet) is the source of this 6799-nucleotide messenger RNA. RefSeq lists its product as uncharacterized. Lineage: Eukaryota; Metazoa; Chordata; Actinopteri; Acipenseriformes; Acipenseridae. The transcript is spliced from 5 exons. Bases 646 to 2397 code for a protein of 583 amino acids. The record is from RefSeq and is a predicted model, not a curated record.